AUGAUUCAGAAAUGGGGUAAGACAUCUUUCACAGCUGUGCGAGGCCGAAAAGAUCGAGAACCCGAGGCAAACCUCGGUCGUGAAAGGGACUUAAGCGUGUCAAAGAGGCCGCGGUUUGACGAUGACCUCUCUGAUGACCCAUUCAGUUUUGAAUCUGAGGAUAUGAAAGGUGCAAGUCGAAACUCCAUAACCAAGGUACCUCUGCAUUCAAAUGCUUCUCAAAAGAACAUAAUUGUUACAGCCCCUGCAGUAGGGAUUGUCACUAAGAAGUCCUUUAAUGAUUACAAAAUUGACUCAUCUCCUGUAAAACCAUUGCUUAAAACGGACCCAGAUAAUGUGUUAUAUCGGUCAGCUAAAACUUAUUCUGUAAGUCCAACCAAAAGAAUUGACCAAUUUUCAAAUAUCCACAGUAGCUCUCAAGAGAGUUCUUUAGAUUCUCCUCCCAAGAAAAUGACCAUCAAAGUCAGUGAUUAUUCCUAUUCACAGAAGUUGUUCCUUUCCCAAAAGAACUCCAGCAGUUCUACCCAACAUUCCAGCAGUCCUGAAUCAUCAUCUUGUAUAACAUUGAGUACACAAUCUUCCCCAGAAAAGCUAAUUUCAGUGCUCAGCAAACUACCUGCAAGCGAGGAGAACAAGGAUGAAGAUAAUUACAAAUUCAAGCGGGCACCUCUAAUCCGCACGUACACGGGCGGCCACAAGUUACCUGUAUCUGUCACUCCUACAUCUUCGCCUUCUAAGCUCAGCAGGAAGCCAGCACCUAAAACAAGUGCUCCUGUCAGUCCUCAUACACCCAACACCGUUUUUCGGGACAAUCAGGACAGUUUUACAAACAGCACGGUGAUCUCUCGGAGUGAAGUGAAAAAUAACCGAGGCACAACUAUUAUUUUUCUGUGCAAACCCAAAGGAAUGGAGGGCAUGAAGACUUUGAAAAAGACCCCACGAGAAACAGCGAGUGAACUCUUUGACAAGAUUAUCAAAAAGAAACCUGUGAAUGUCUGUGGCAGUAGUGAAGAUGAUGACGACGAAGAAGAACCUCCCAACAUCAUCUCAGCAGGUAGUCCGGUUAGUUCUCUAGCCAGUGACGAUGGACCACCACCACUUUCUCCAGAAGAUUUGGAACAUAAGGAAUUGGAUGAGGUUAGUAAAGGUGACUACCACCGCACCAAUUUUGCUGAGGGUGAUGUAGAGAUGUUCAACGACCAAUCUGAUGAAGAAUCCAUUAAGUUAUUUUCCCUCGAUGAUAAAGAAGAUUCGUCAACCUCUGAUGGAAAGAAAAUGCAGUGUUCAUUGAAUGAAUCAAAAAACAAUGAUGUAUUUGAUGACAUAUUCAAAUUGGACGAUGAUUUUACUUUUACAACAGAAAGGUGCAAUUCUGUGUCUAGUGAUGAUAGAAAAAACUCUGUGACUGCCGAUCCUUUUGACUUGGAUGAUACAUAUGACAGGUCAUUGACUAUGCGGACAGCUAAAACAUACACUAGACAAUCGGCCAAAGAGAAACCAGCAGAAAGGAAAAUAUUUAAGUCUAAAAAUACUAAAUAUUCAAUUAGUGGAUCAGUUCCGCCUAAGUUAUCAAGCAAAAGUCCUAAAAAGGUGAGUCUGUUUUGUCCAUAUUUUAUUUUUCUAUAUUAUUUUCAUUUUUUUUUCCUUUCCUUUCACUUUCCUCUUUUCCUUUCACUUUCCUCUUUUCCUUUCCUCUUUUCCUCUUUUCCUUUCCUCUUUUCCUCUUUUCCUUUCCUCUUUUCCUCUUUUCCUUUCCUCUUUUCCUCUUUUGCUUUCACUUUCCUCUUUUGCUUUCCUUUUUGA
This is a messenger RNA of Acanthosepion pharaonis, 1803 nucleotides long. The record is from the annotation of a GenBank genome assembly. NCBI's taxonomy places the organism in Eukaryota, Metazoa, Mollusca, Cephalopoda, Sepiida, Sepiidae.